CAUCCGUGUAGGCGCUCCCUCUGCGCCUGCAUCUUUUCCUUUAGUCACUUUGAGAUCAAUGCAGACGGAUAAGGGGGAAGUGGGAAACCAGAUCGAGAGGGAGGAAGGGAAGAGGGUGGCCUUGGGUUGUCCAGAUGAGAAUCGCAGAUAUUGAUGCGUUGAGGUGCGUCUUGCUCACGAAAACCAUUUCCCGGUCACAUAGGUGGCACAAGAGACAGCAUGCAUGUCGAGCAAGCAUUCAAGCAGGUCGACAGAUACCUGCCUUGUUGCUCGAUUCGGUUUUCUUGGAGACGGGAUAGAUAGGUCGAACCACACAUUGUACAGAGUCCUCAGUUCAUUCGUUGUCAAGCAUAAAAACCACUACUCGUGCCACUUUUUCUCGAGGAAUAUUUAUUGGCAUCUUGAUACUGCUUGAGCACCUUGGAGGGAAUAGCGUUUUGAGGGAACAUUGACGUCAGAAUUUGAAUUUGGGUCUUGACAUCGGGACUGUUGUUGGAUGCUAGGGUUUCUCCAUCUUUAGGUUGAACCUCUUGUGUAUCCAGUUUUCAAUAUCCAGCUGCUUGAUGACUUGGCUGUCCUUGAGGGUUUCGUGUUCAAAUUCGGUUCUUGUUUCUUGAUAGGUCCACUUUGACGCAGCCCAACUUGAGAGGAUCUCUUUGCUUGCCUUGUGAAGGUGUAUGGAUUGCACAGACUGGCUGAAGUUGCGCAACAUCACGGUAUCUGGGUAUGAUAUUCAGUGGGACAUUUCUGCCAAUGCCUCUGCGCUGGACACAGGUCCUCUGGGUGCUCUUGAACGGCUCUCCGAAGACUUUGGAGAGUACGAGAGGAGCUCUAAGAACCAGCUGAAAGACCGUAAGAUGCAAGAACAGAUGCAAUGUGGUGAAGAAGAUAAGAGGUACCUCUGUAAGUGACACAGAGUUGUCGUGCACGAUCGAGGACGUAGUACGCAUGCGCCUUAAGGUCAACGUCCCCUCGUGCAAGAAGCUAUAAGCCUCUGGAGAUGCGGAAAUAUUCCAAGCAGGAGAACUUCCAAGGCAAGCAAGCAUAGAAUUUUGAACUGCAACAGAAGUGCAAACCACCUCGCCUCGUUCAUCACAUUUCACCAAUCGACGGGUUCAUGCGACGGUCGUAAAUGUUCUUGUCAUAGGUCCCGUAUGGAAGGCGUAUCAGGUUUCUGGAGCGGAAGGAGAAAGAGAGAUGGGAAGGCAGAAGAGAUGUGGUGAGGAGGGUGCAGAACUUCGGAGGUGGCGGAGAGCGGCUGAGGAGCAGCACUAGGGACCAGAACGUUCGUCCUCACUUCUGUUGAUAUUCAUCUCGACCGCAGUGCCCAUCGCGCUGCCUGGCGUACCUGUGGUAUCUAAGCCAAUUCUCUGAACCGUUCGAAUUCGCCUCGAGGAACUUGCAGGAUGCUACAGAAAUUCCACGGAAGCGGAUUCAACGAGAGAUGAUUUGCCUCCGGAUUUGCAGUUGUCGUGUCUCGCGAUCGAGCCGGUGCUGAAAACGGACAACGCCCUCCUCGCUUGGCCACAAUUCAUUCUUAACGACCUAAAAUUAUAUUUCACCCUAACCUCUCCGUCACCCGCUUUCUCUCACUCCCUCUCUCACCUAGCUUGCUCGAAGCAACUAUCUCUCUUGCGCUCUCUUUCCGUAACUCGUCUACCGUUCUUUCCCUUUAUUCUAUACUCAAUAUCAACGCGUAAAAAUGGCACAACGUGCUAGAUCUACCCCGCCCGCUCGCCCUCAGCCCUCGCAACUUGCAAUCACGUUUCAGCAAUGCCAGAAGCGAUAUGCGAAUCGUCCGAUAGAUCACUUUCCCUGGAAGGAUUUCCAUUUGAGAAUGUCAGGACAUGGAUAUGUUGUUGGGACUGAUUGGGCAAUGUCAACCUUCGAUACGCGUACGGAGGACCAAUUCUUUGAUCGUAAACGCCUUCAGACAAUCGAUGAAAACACCGAAGUCCUGUUCUUUCACCCCUUCGACCCGCUUAACUACUCAAACGAUGCUCUGGACUUCAAUGUUGCAGAGGACGACAAAGUUUGGUUCGAGGAGCCUGCGCUAGAAGGUGUCUUGAAGAAAUUAUAUGUUGGCACGAAGUCUGCCCUCUCGCAGCUUGAGCUCAAAGCUCGGCGUGUCUACUAUCAUCUUUUUGGCCAUUCGUAA
Molecule: messenger RNA, 2158 nt
Organism: Fomitiporia mediterranea MF3/22
Lineage: Eukaryota; Fungi; Basidiomycota; Agaricomycetes; Hymenochaetales; Hymenochaetaceae
Exons: 6
Coding region: 1703-2158 (151 amino acids)
Source: RefSeq, a predicted model, not a curated record